AGAAUGGCUGUUUUGCAAUAGCAGCAGCGGCAAGCCCGCGAAAAAAGUCAUGUCUGGGCGUGACUCCGGAUUGGAGGAAGCUGAAACGGCGUCUGGCUUCUCCGAUCUGAGCGACUCCGAAUUCCUGCAAAUCGAGGAGCCAGAAGCUGGGGAUUCCGAAAAGCCAAGUUGUUCCCUCGGCCCUCCUACAGAAUCUGAGGGUGGCGAUGUGGCGAAAGGGAGCGUGCUCGGAACAGCGAAAAGAAAGAGAUCGCAUGUGCCGCUCGACAUCUUCCACCUGCAUUACCUUUCGGUAACGGAUAUAUCCGCGCAGGUGUGGUGCGAACAGCAAAUGGUUUAUAGGCGAGAGCGUCCAGACCUGACGCCUCCUGAAAAUAUUGUGCUGUUGAACACAGGAAAGAGCAUCCACCUUGCCAGAGAGCUGGAAGACCAUGACCUGGUGACGGUGAGCACCACAAGCCGAGAAGAUUCCUGGGCGAUAAAGGUGCUGAAUCUUCUGGUGAUGCUUUCGGUGCUGCAGGCAGGUCACCGUGUGCGAGAAUUUCCAGUGUUUGGAGUGCUGGAAGACAUCUUUGUGGUUGGGGUCAUUGAUCAGCUGGGUUAUACACCCAAAGGAGAGCUGGAGCUAAAUGAACUGAAGACCAGGAACAAUGCCUCCAUGCCCUCGGCGGCACAGAAAAAGCGGGAUCGUUUUCAGGUCUUUCUGUAUAAGUAUCUCUUUGAUGCCAUGGUGCGAGGGUGCCUGGCGCCGGACAGUUUCCUCCAGCGACUCCACCUGAGGCCCGAGCAGCCGCUUGGCCCCCACGUCCAGGAGCAAGCCCAGAAGUCGGGUUUCACGGUGAGCUGCCUUUGCGAGCUCCUGGAGCUGCUCUCCCUCAACCUGACACACUGUGACAUCCCCGCCAUCGACCGUUUGCAAAUCGAGUACAUCCACCAGGAUUCCGGCGCCGCACUCGGCACAGAGGUCUUGGCCUAUGACCAGGAGGAGGUCGGAUCCACAGUGCGGUAUUUCUUGGCUUACUGGAAAGGGCAGCGGGACUCCCGAGGGGUGGAUGUCGAGGACGCCUGGAAGUGCCGCUAUUGUGCCUACUCCGGCAUUUGCGAAUGGAGGAUGGGGAGAGCCGGCAGCCCAGAAGAGCAAUGGAAAAAGUCCAAGUGACGUUCGUAUGACCCAACCUUUGGGGACCACUUUGGAGAGCCCAAGGCCACAGUCUCCAGAGACCAUCCCUUUGUGCAGAUCAGGGUUUCCCAAACUUGGGUCUCCAGCUGCUUUUGAACUACAACUCCCAUCAUCCCUAGCUAUCGAGACCAGCAGUCAGGGUUGAUGGGAAUUGUAGCCCCAAAACAGCUGGAGGCCCAAGUUUGGGAUACCCUGGUCCUGAGGGCACAAAGUUUUCCACCUUCACAGUUUUGCUUCACCAGUUCUAAGGGAAGGAAGCAUCCUUUUCCCCACCACCACAACUGCUAAUGCCCCCAAGCAGAUGUUUUAAUAGCCUGCACUGGUCUGGGUCAGGGCCGAGGGAAACCUGUGGCCUUCCAGAUGUUUUUGGACACUGGUUUCCAUCAGCCCAAGGCAGCAUGGACACUGGUUAGGGGUGAGCUGGGCUGUAGGCCAUCACCUCUGCAUAGUGAUAAUAUUGUUAUUGAAACAAUCUCUGAUCCAGCCCAGAGCUGUACAUAUCCAAAGCUUAUAAAUGAUACUGGACUAUAACUCCCACAAUCCCUCGCCUAUUGGCCUGGAGCCCAACAUCAGCCUCCUGUACAGGGUCAUUGGGAAUUCUUUUGGGUUCAAAACUGGUCCCCAGUCAUACCUGCCAAGUUGCUGUCGGAGAAAUAAGGGACCGGGCCGGAAGUAGCAGGCCGGAAGUAGCGCUGGCCCCAUUUUGGAACUGGGCGGAACAUGCUCAGAAGUGA
Molecule: messenger RNA, 1914 nt
Organism: Zootoca vivipara (common lizard)
Lineage: Eukaryota; Metazoa; Chordata; Lepidosauria; Squamata; Lacertidae
Gene: EXO5
Product: exonuclease 5
Biological process (GO): interstrand cross-link repair
Cellular component (GO): nucleus
Molecular function (GO): single-stranded DNA 5'-3' DNA exonuclease activity
Source: RefSeq, a predicted model, not a curated record